Ipomoea nil (Japanese morning glory) is the source of this 2166-nucleotide messenger RNA. Its product is annotated as nucleolin-like. NCBI's taxonomy places the organism in Eukaryota, Viridiplantae, Streptophyta, Magnoliopsida, Solanales, Convolvulaceae. Bases 115 to 1980 code for a protein of 621 amino acids. The transcript has 10 exons. Gene Ontology annotation, molecular function: RNA binding. The record is from RefSeq and is a predicted model, not a curated record.
UGGGAGUUACGCAUUUAUGAUCGUGAAGGGAGGUAUCCACUUCAAUUAGAACCCUAGCAAAACCCUCUUUUUUUCUCAAAUCUCUUGUGAUUUUGUCAGUGCUGUUUUGGCCCGAUGGCUUCAAUGGAUGCGUCAAGUUCUCGUUCCACCGUUAACGCUCGUGCUUCCCUCUCCCUGGACGAGGAGGAAGAUGAAGCUCUGGUCAUAAGCAUUGAUGAAGUAAACGAAGAUCGUGUAGAAUUCAAAUACAUGCUGGUGGGGAAGUUGCUGACUGACAAACCAAUCAAGUUUAUGAACCUUAGGGACACCAUUGCCGCUACUUGGAGACCUGGUAUGGGUAUGAUGAUGACAGAGGCAGAUUAUAAUCUAUUUGUAUUUCAGUUUUUUCACCAAGUGGAUUUAAAGCGAGUUAUGGAGGACGGGCCUUGGUGUUUCGAUCAGAGUCUUCUGGUGCUCCAUAGAAUGCAACCGAGUGAAUUGCCAAAAGACAUUCCUCUGUGUAAGGCGGAGUUUUGGGUUCAAGUCCAUAAGCUUCCGAUAGGUUUAUUUAGGGAAAACAUUGCCAAAGCCAUUGGGGACUAUCUGGGAACAUUUAUUCGAGCUGAUAGGAACAAUUUUGAUGGAUCCUGGAAGUCCUUUCUAAGGGUCCGAGUACUGUUAGAUAUCACAAAACCCCUGCGGAGGAGAGUGAAGCUGAGGAAAGGAGGGGGUGAUUGGUUUUGGGCUGAGUUCAAGUAUGAACGCUUACCCCAUUUUUGUUUCUUGUGUGGAUUAAUGGAUCACACUGAUCCUUACUGUCCGAGGAGGUACGAGGUCACGGAGGAGGAGGAGGUGAGGCCAUAUGGUUCUUGGCUCAGGGCAACUCGUCGACGUUUUCCGGCCAUUGGUAGUCGUUGGCUGGUUGAGGGACCACCGCGCAAGGCGGAGAUACAAAUGCCACAGCCUCAAGAGGCUCUUGAACUUAAUGGUCAACAGUUGUUGGGCCAAGAAGUGGAGCUUGACCUUGCUGAAGAGAGGGGAGCUCAUACUCCGAAUAGUGGGAAAUUUGAUAACUCCUUCCAGAAGCAGGGCAGGGGUGGAGGUGAAAGCAGUUCUGAUGAUGAUGACAGUUCUGAUGAAAGUGAAGAUGAGGAAGAUGAGGAGCUACAAAAGGAAAAUACCAAUGCCUCAACUACUGGAACUACUGUCCAACAAAGUGCUAAUGCCUCGAAAGAUGGGACCAGUUCUGAAGAUGAAAGUUCUGAUGAUGAGCCAUCUAAAGAUGAGGCUGUUGAGAAGCUGUGGCAGUCUUCUACUGGGACGGAGGGCAGUUCUGAUGAUUCCUCAUCAGUUGGAUCUGAAUCCCAAGGAUCCAAAACUCUUUUUAUGGGAAAUUUGUCAUGGUCAAUUGUACAGGCUGAUGUAGAGAAUUUCUUCAAAGAUUGUGGAGAGUUAAAGGAUGUUCGUUUUGCUUCACAUCCAGAUGGGAAGUUCAAGGGCUACGGGCAUGUUGAAUUUACUACUUCUGAGGCAGCUGCAAAGGCUCUUGAACUUAAUGGUCAACAGUUGUUGGGCCGAGAAGUGAGGCUUGACCUUGCUUAUGAGAGGGGAGCUUAUACUUCGAAUAGUGGGAAAUUUGAUAACUCCUCCCAGAGGCAGGGCAGGGGUGGAGGUGAAAGUACAACUGUGUUUGUUAAGGGGUUUGACAAGAAUGUUAUUGAAGAUGUGAUGAGGAGUGCUCUUGAGGAUCAUUUUGGCUGUUGUGGAGAGAUUAAAAGUAUCAGACUUCCAACGGACCCGGAAGGGAACCUUAAAGGGAUGGCUUAUAUUGAGUUCACAGACAGUGAUGCAAUGAACUGGGCUCUGGAGCUCAACAACUCCCAAAUUGGAAACAACACCUUGUAUGUUGAUGAUCCUAAGCCAAGAUGUGAUAGUCGUGGUGGAGGCAGGUUUGGAGGAAGGGGAGGUGGUAGACGUGGCGGUGGCCGCUUUCGACUAUGAUAGUUUGUAUUUUGGUUUAUCCAUCAUCAUCAUGUGGAUCUAUCUUGUCAACAAUAGUUUGUUUGUUUGUUUGUUUGUUUGUUUGGUUGAUCUCCCCGGACAUCAACUUGUGCACACUAUUGAAUAGUGAUUGUGAAUUUUUCAUGGCAUUCAAAAAACAAAAAAAAUUCUAAAUGUCAAACUCAA